CGCUUGGCGCACUGGACGCCGGGAAGUGUAGUAUUGCUGCGCCUGGUGUCUAUAGAACGUUCGGUGUAGCGCGUUGCACACCGGGAAAUGUAGUUUUCCUUCAGCUACCCCGCGGAAUCUCUCCUUACCGACAUGGCGGACAGGAGGCGGCGGAGGAGACGUGCGUCCCAGGAUAGUGAAGAGGAGGGGGAAGAGGAGUCCGGGAGUGACAGUACUGGGGUGGAGCGGGCAGUACAGCCUGCUAGAACCGAAGGCCGGGAACUGGGUAACCGGAGAGUGGAGGCGGCGGCGGCGGUGGCGGUGGCCAGAGAUGGGAAGGAGUCUGAGUGUGAGAGUGAGGACGGUAUAGAAGGAGAUGCUGUGCUGACGGACUACGAGAGUGCUGAGGAGUCAGAAGAGGAAGAGGAGGCUCGCUUCAGUGAGGAUGAUGCCCUUAAAACAACUUUGAAAUCCGAAAAUAAUGCAUCUGAGACACCUGCCCCAAAAGAAGAAAAGCCCAAGUCAAAGGGAGCAGUUACAGGGGAGCGGCAGAGUGGGGAUGGACAGGAGAGCACAGAGCCAGAGGAGAACAAGACCACCAAGAAGUCUCAGAAACAGCUGGAUGAUGAUGAAGACAGGAAGAAUCCAGCCUAUAUUCCUCGUAAGGGGCUCUUCUUUGAACAUGACUUGCGUGGACACACAAAUGAUGAGGAAGUCAGGCCAAAGGGACGCCACCCCCGCAAACUGUGGAAGGAUGAGGGUCGGUGGGAGCAUGAUAGGUUUCGGGAAGAUGAGCAAGCUCCGAAGUCUAGAGAUGAGCUAAUUGCUAUGUACGGUUAUGACAUCCGGUCAUGUAAAAAUUCAGAGGAGAUUCGCCCACGUCGACCAAGAAAGCCAAGGUAUAGCAGUCCUCAGAGGGAAGACGAAGAUGAAAAGCCUAACAGACUUUCAAACCGUUACCAGGAGUCGAAUUCUGCUCCUCCACCAAGAACCUACAACAAUCGCAGUGCUCCCAAUAACGGCAGAGCCCCCCCUAAUAGGACUUAUUCUCGGCCAGGAUACAAAGAGAAUCGGCCUGCCAGCUACCCUCCUGAAGAUGGUACUACCCCACAUUCUACUUCAGAGAGAAGGCAAGAGUAUGGAGGCUACCGAGGGAGAAGUACAGAGCAGACUCCAUCACAGCCCAGUGAAAGCUCCACUGAAGUGCAAAUCAAAACCGAACCAGCAGCUAACAAACAAGUGGAAGAUCCAUCACCUCCACCUCCAGAUCGACCUGUGGAGAAAAAGUCCUACUCCAGAGCUAGACGCAUUCGGGUUAAAGGGGGAGAAGCAGGAAAGAGCAUAGAUGACACUACAUUCCCUGACUUGCCACCUCCCCCACCUCCUCAGAUACCUACGGAAGUGGUUCCAGAGCCCUCCCCUCCAAUACCUGUAGUGAAACCUGGUAGCUGGGAGCCUCCUGUAGAAGGUAAUGUGACAGGACUGGAACAGGACUUGUCACAGGUCAACAUUUCAGAUCAAAACUGGAGUCCAGGACAGUCUACGUACAUCCCUGCACGUGGAAUUCCAAAUCAUAUUCACAUGGCAGGAGGACCUCCCCAGUACAACCGCUUGGAAGGAAUGGGUGUUCAGAGUGGGCGUGUUAAAAGGUAUUCCUCUCAGCGUCAGCGACCAGUGCCAGACCCUGCUCCCAUGCACAUCAGCCUCAUGGAAGGACAUUACUAUGAUCCACUCCAAUUCCAGGGACCAGUAUAUACACAUGGAGAAAAUCCUCCUUCUAUUCCCCCUCAAGGGAUGAUUGUACCGCAAGAAAUGCACCUUCCUCAUCCAGGUUUGCACCCGCCUGCUGCUCCGAUGUCUACCCCAAACCUUUACCCUGGCCCAGUUCCCAUCCCCCCUGGACAGCCCCCCCCUCAACAGUUAUUACCUCCACCUUACUUUACUGCUCCCCCUAGUGUCAUUAAUUUUGGAACUCCAACCUACCCUUAUCCACCAGGUGCCCUUCCGCCACCACCACCACCGACCCAUUUAUAUCCCAAUACACAGGCCCAGUCCCAAGUGUUUGGAGGAGUAACGUAUUAUAACCCUGUACACCAACAAGUUCAGCCGAAGCCUUCACCACCACGACGCACAUCGCAACCAGUCACUAUAAAACCACCACCACCCGAGGAAAACAGACACUUGAAGGCAAGAGAGAAGAGCAGCUCCUGAGCUUAUUUCCCAAGAAGAGUGUCCUGGUUUAUAGAACAGUAUUUUAUUUUUUCCUUUUAUUGUUUUAAUUUUUCUUUACUGAAAAAAAUAUCUCGGGCCGUGAGGGAUUCCCCAGAUUUUAUUAGAACUUUAAGCUGUUCUUUGCACCAUUCACCAAUAGAGAUGUCAUUUUUGGUAUGUUGAUAGACCAUUAAAUGUAUAUUGUUACAUGUUUGGAUAUAUGUAAGGAAAGUUUUUGUUCUUUUGCUGCGUGCCUACGUUCCUUCUGUCUUUGUACAGCUUUUUAUUUGGAAAAAGCGCAAGUGAAACUGCUGCUAAAAAAAAAAAAGUAUUACAUUCAACGGAUAUAUUAAAAAAUUAAUCUUUGAAGUGUUUCCAAGAUAUUUUCCUGAAUAGAACAAGUUGUGAAAAAAAAGUUCUUUCCAUCAACUUCCAAACCGUUGUCUGUAGUUUGUAAUGUUGCGAAGAAAUCCCCCAGACGUACUGUAUUCGUAUUUUUUUUUCUUGUCUAGAGCGUUGUCUCGUGGGGAGGUGCUGGACAUAGAGAUUCUCUGUGGCACUCUUUGGAUUCGUGUGUCAUGCUCCGCCCCUGGAGGUCCAGUAUCUGGCUAUACACAGUUUGCUUUGCCUGAAUUAGAAGCCCAUAGUUGCUUUAAGUAAGCAGAUAAAUGACGUUAGCAGGCUGCAGGUUAUGGCAGGUGGACUUUAGUACAUGAAGUCUUAUGGCAAGCAAGAUCAGAAGUUCUUGCCUUUUAGUUUCUGCCUAAGUAUGGAUAUCAAUCAAGAGUCCUUUAUUUUUGCAUCAUAUGCUAUAGUUAGGAGAAGAAAUGAUUGGGACUGUGCUGUCCAGUAGCCCUCAGUUCAUUGGCUGUAUUAGUCUAGGGAUACAGACUAUAGAGGCCGCAUAGCUCGCUCCAAUGCCCAUGUCAGUAACUACUGCGUACUAAAGUAAAUGCCUGUAUAAUUUCUCUUGGAUUAUAAUAUAAUAUAAUUUGAGAUGGUCAGUUUGGUUAUUGUACUUUUGCUCAAAUAUGGGGUUGCAUGCAUAAAAAGAAAAAAUCAGUGUUGCCCAUAGCAACCAGUCACAUCACUACAUAUUCUAGGAAAUUGAAGCUGAAAUUGGAUUUACUUUGCCCCUACAGCUGUAUACUGAAUAAACCUUUUGUUUUGAAGAAUAAUUAAACCAUUAUACACAUUGUAUUUUAGGAAAGCGCCACCUAUAGCACUCGGCUACAUCAGGGUUCCUAGUGAUUGGAGUGGGUUGUAAUGAUGUUCUGGGGUAUGGGAAUGUGUAUACUGCUGACCACCCACCCAUUCAGCCUCUGGAUAUUAAUGAGCGGAGACUUCCUCUAACUGAUGUACCCUGAUGUAUGACCAGCUUUAGAAUACGUGUCCUCAAAAAUUCUGGUCCAGCGGCAUCCAUUGUUAUUCUUGGUGGCUGUAGAAAGAAGGGGUCUGCAUCUGAGAAAUGUAAAAAUAUUAAAGGAAUGCUCUGGACAAAACAGAAACAUUGUGUUAUGUCUAGUGCAGGGUCUGAGAGGGUGGAGCAUAACAGCAAUUCUUUAAAUCUGUGUCAUUCCCUGUAUGGGAAUUAAAGGGGUGGUCAAAGUUCAAACUUUUCUGGGACAAACAGCAGGGAGGCUGGAAUGUCAUAGUGACACAUGAAUGGUUUUGAACGGAGGGAGUCCGAUAGCUGAGACUCCCAUUAUCGCAAAAAUGUGGAGAUAGAUGCACCCUCUCUCUCCUUUCAGCAGCGAGGAGACAGCACUCCAUAUGUGCAUUUUUAACUCCAUGUUUUUGUGAUUUAUGGGGUCCAAGUACUCCGGGGGGGGGGGGGAGAGAAUUGGGGGAAUAUAUGGCUGUGACAUAUCAAGCAUUUUGAAAGUACAAGGACACUUUAAACUUACCUUCCUCACCUCCUCUAAUCCAGUGUUUUAGUCCAUUCACCACAUUACACAUAUUGAAGUGUUGCUAUCAUUGUCAUAACUGCAACUUUUAUUUCAGGACUGUUCCCUUUUUCCCCAAAAAUAGAUCCUGGAAAAACCACUGCUGCUGGAAUCCAUUGUCAAAUCUGUUGUCUUCAUAAGUGCUGGUUCAUUCAUCUGGCUAAGGGCUCAUGCAUUGGCAAUCUGCAGAUCCGUAAAGCACGGAUACCAUCCAUGUGCAUUCCGCAUUUUGCUGAAUGUAACAGUUGGCCCCUAAUAGAACAGUCCUGUCCUUGUCCAUAAUGGGACAUGUUCUUUUUUUUUUUUUUCCCGGGCCCCAUUGACGUGAACGGUUCCGCAUACGUGCUGGAACAGACA
Molecule: messenger RNA, 4493 nt
Organism: Bufo bufo (common toad)
Lineage: Eukaryota; Metazoa; Chordata; Amphibia; Anura; Bufonidae
Gene: CASC3
Product: CASC3 exon junction complex subunit
Exons: 13
Coding region: 133-2190 (685 amino acids)
Biological process (GO): mRNA processing
Cellular component (GO): exon-exon junction complex
Molecular function (GO): mRNA binding
Source: RefSeq, a predicted model, not a curated record